GUAACAACAACAUCACUCGAUACAUCAAUAUAUAUAAAUAUAUGUUUUCACAACGGCGAAGCUUGAAACAAUAGUCCACAUCGUAACAGCAGAAGGGUUGGAGUUUAGUAGACCGAACAAGAAACUACAAUUUGGUACUCAGACCUCUUUUUCAAAUUUAUUUCGGUGAGGAGAUAUACUUUCGUUCGAUAAUGUAUGGUCACCAAAGGAAGCAUGCAAGCCCUCUUCAAUGAUAUCUCAUUUSUACGAAUUCGAAGAAAUGAAUGAAUUCCCGGGAUCGCCUUCUUCUCCCUCGAUGCCCUUCCCGCAUUCUAUGCGACUCGACAAUCKUUUGAAUCCAUUUGAGGACGAAACCAAAAGGAAUCUAUUUUCAACUCUCAAUGACGGCACAAGCAACCUAAUCCUACCGACCCCGGUGGAGGUGAGAAAAAUGGUAGCCAAUGAGCUGAAUCAAAUGCCGUGCGAAAGACGAAAGCGCGCUAUCGAAGACAUUCACGGCCUAACCGUUCCGCAGAAACUUUCAAAGAAGCAUGCGGACGAGGUUCUAUCCGAGUUGAAAACGGAGCUGACGUUUCAUGCGCACAACGUUACAAUCGAUUACAAUUCCUCAGGAAACACGGCAUCAGGCGUGUGCACGGAACACAUGAAUGCAAAGACGAAUGCUUAUCAUCAAGCACAAGUCGUUGGAAGCAGUUUACUCAAUAAUCGUGCCUUUCAGCUGUCGUUUUUGCGGACGACGGACGAUAUGGAUCCAAAGAAAGCAGCGAUUCGUCUCGUGGAAUACCUCGACUUUAUACGGAAGAUUUACGAUACGGAAGAGGUUCUCUUCAGACCAAUAGGCUUGAACGACCUCCAUGAGGAAGCAAGGAGGAUACUCGAAACCGGUAUGUUGCAAGUGCUCCCCGUUCGUGAUACUUCUGGGAGGCGCAUAAUGAUUCAUUUUGGAUGGAUAGAAAGGUCCAUUCACGUGUUAUACCGAGUAAGUAGUCUUCUAUUUCAUGUGGUAAAACCAUAUUUGAACAUUGCAUUCGACGCUCAAUUGUGUUCUUUCGUAGAGUAUUGGCAAUGCAGUGCUUGUUUUUGCUUGGUUUGCCUCGGCGCGGUUUGACUAUUUGRUGUUUCUUCCUUUCCUUUCCUCUCAUCCACAUUCACCAUUAUCUAUAUUAUGUGAUCCCUCUCUAUUUGCACUAAAUCUAAAUACACUACGACGAUCACCGUGCACAGCAACAAAUUGCCAUGUWCAUGUUGCAAUCCCUCGCCGAAGAGCCCUCGGGUGUUGUUCUUGUCCUUAUUUUGCACAAUGUCUCAACCAMAGCUUUUCAGCAUGAAGAKAAUGUGAAUGACCUURAGAGRRUUCUCGCUACCACCCGGACUAAGUUUAGUGCAAUCCACAUCUGUUCACCGGAUAGCCCCCUCCACGACCUUAUGCAAGCAAGCCUGACGGUCAUAUUAGGGAAGGACAACCGAACGCGAUUGCGGUUGCACACAGGCUCGUUUUACAAGUGCAAAAAGAGCCUCAAAUCGUUUGGAAUCCCGUUUGAUCAUCUGCCUAUCAGUGCAWCCUUAGACARCACCUCUAACCUACGAAGUCAUCGUCAGUGGUUAAUAUCUUGUUCGGCAUUGGAAAAUGYUAYACAAGACGAAGUGAAAAGGAUUAGAUACGCCAAUCAUCGUCAUUACAGCUACAAGGAACCUGAAAUGAUGGCAGCAAGUCUAGUUCGGUCCAAAUUCAUAGACAGCCCUUYUCACGAAGACUGCGUGUUCGGGAAGGGUCGCUCGGUGAUGAAUCAUCCUGGGAACGUGGCAAUGCGCCUUUUGCUAGCCAGGAAAUACGACCUGCACUUCAACAACCGCGAUGGCAAUGAAUCGAAUAGGACUGUCUCGACGCUGAAGAUUGCCCAAGAAGUCCUGAAGACGAUCAAACAGGGGCACGGGCGAUUCCUAAAGGGAUGCCAUGGCGCCUACGAAGGGCURUUGGUUCCGGUUGACGAUAAAGUCGCCCUUCAAAAGAUUCGCGUCGCUUUCCGUGAUCUUAAGGCACGCCGAAUGCCGAAGAAGAUGAGCAAAACCAGCACGCGUGACUUCUGCCUCAAGCGAACCAGAAACGACUCUAUGCCAUGAGMACGAACUGGAAUUUCUUGAGCAUUCCCAUCUAUGCGUAUCGGAAGAUAAUGCGAGUACCGUACGUCCUCUUUCAUCAUAACUUUACGGUACGGCGAAAGAUUUCUUUCGUAUUUAUUGGAAAUGCAACUCCAGAURUACAUGCAAAUCAACAAAUUUUCCCCAA
Molecule: messenger RNA, 2287 nt
Organism: Pseudo-nitzschia multistriata
Lineage: Eukaryota; Bacillariophyta; Bacillariophyceae; Bacillariales; Bacillariaceae
Source: the annotation of a GenBank genome assembly